Messenger RNA from Dreissena polymorpha, 3759 nucleotides. RefSeq lists its product as uncharacterized. Lineage: Eukaryota; Metazoa; Mollusca; Bivalvia; Myida; Dreissenidae. The transcript is spliced from 17 exons. The record is from RefSeq and is a predicted model, not a curated record. The coding region runs from base 126 to 1979 and encodes 617 amino acids.
UGACAAUAGUUGUGCACAUAUUUAAUUUCCUUCCGGAAGUUAUUUUAAUGUGCAGUGUCUUAAGCGGAUAUCUAAUUAAUCUGUUAAAUCCAUUUCAGUUCAUUUUCAACAUUUAGACUUUGAAAAUGUGGCUGAAAUACCUGAUAUUCCUGGCAGGGGCCUCGCUGUUUCGAACAGAAACCGUUGACAAGGUGUCCAGUGACUACUGGUCAUGGCGGCUGUCAAUCUCCAGGGAAUUCUCCACUUCUAUCGGCACCUACAAGUACAAUGAUAGGCUUGAUUCGUAUACAUAUGAGAAAAUCGAGGACAUGAAGGUGGAAGUAGACGGCUUUUUGAAGCGUUUAACGCUGGUGAACAGUUCCUCUCUGGUAGGAGAAAAGCUGAUCUCGUUCAAAGUUCUUAAGGAGAUCCUGGAAAACGUUCGAGAUGGCUAUGAAUGGAAGGACUAUCAGCCUUUGAACCCAAUUAAUUUCUUGGAGCUCUGGUUUUACGGUCUCGACAUGUUUGUCUCAGCACAGCCGUUUGACACCGAAGGCGACUUUGUUAACUAUGUUCGAAGAAUUGAAGAAGGGCCCCGACAGAUAGAGGAAAUGAUAAACUUGAGUCGCAGAGCCAUUGCAAACGGUCACACGAGCCAUAAUGCCUCAGUUUCCCGUGUUCCUGGAAACAUAGACGACAUGGUUAAACCACCAAACGAAUCAGCACUUUACUCCCCACUCAAAAAAGACAAUGCCAGUGCCAUUCUGGGAAAGAAUGCUGCGGCGGUGGAAAAACGGCUUCAAGAUGCCAUUACUGCAUUCAAUGCUAAACUCCUUAAGGCCAAGGAGUUUUUAAUCAACGAAUAUAUGCCCAAAACGCGCCCUGGUCUCGGGUUAAGUAGCUUGCCCGGAGGAAGAGAAAACUAUCAAGCCUGUCUAAAGAUCCAUACUUCCACAGAAAUGACAGCACAGGAGAUCCAUGACAAAGGCUUAGAGGAGGUGAACCGAAUCGAGAAGCUUAUAAGACAGAAAAUGAGCAACAUAGGGUUUCCCAGCACAGCAAAGUUAUCAGAGAUGUAUGCUAAUUUGUCUAGUGACCCGAAAUUUGUCUUCAAUAAUUCAGCAGAUGUCUUAGCGAAUUUCAACAAAAUUAUCUUCGAACGAAUUAAGCCUUUGAUGCCGAAAUACUUCCGUCAUCUUCCAGACUUACCGCUAGAGGUUCGAGGCUAUCCAACUGACGGAGCAGGCGGAGAAUACAAGGCAGGAUCUGCAGACGGGUCAAAACCGGGCAUUUUCUAUGUUAACCUCUUCAGACCCGAGGACAACCCCUCAUAUGCGGCGGUUUCGUUUUCACUUCACGAAGCCCUGCCUGGCCAUCACAAUCAGGAAAGUUAUGGCCUUUUGGCCGACAUACCGCCAUACAUGAGAAGCUACGAGUGGCUCUCCUUCAAUGCCCCAUACUUCUUCCCGUUCUUCAACGCGUAUAUUGAGGGUUGGGGUCUAUAUUCGGAGUUUCUUGGAGAAGAAAUGGGCAUCUAUCAAAACGAUUACGAAAUGCUUGGCCGUUAUAGCGACGAGAUGUUCCGAGCCGUAAGAUUAGUAGUAGAUACAGGCAUCCACGAAUACAACUGGACGAGGGAACGUGCUAUCGAGUACAUGCUGAAUUAUACGUAUAUGUCCCGGGAUGGAGCUGCAAACGAGGUUGACCGGUACGCCACCUGGCCCGGUCAGGCCACCGGCUACAAGAUCGGAGAAAUCAAGUUCAAGGAGGUCAGGAAGAAGGCUUCCGACGCUUUAGGCAGCAAGUUCAAUCUAGCUGAUUUCCACUACGCAGUCCUGCGCUACGGUACGUUGCCUAUGUCGGUGCUGGAAUACGUGGUAGAUCAAUGGAUUGCUGACCAAAGAGCCGGCGGUGUCCCAGGCGUACCGACGGGCGGUGCGCCAGUGUUGGCGUUUAACGCCUUCAGCCUUAUAUUGGUCACUGUAUAUGCACUUAUUUAACACAGAACAAUAUAUAUAUAUAUAAGUUGCACUCCAUUGAGGGUCAUGCUGUGGGGGUUUUUGUCCAAUGAAAUUGAUUGUCAACAACUCGAUAAAAGUUAACACUUCGUAAAUUUGAAACGCGAAAUUGCCUUGCAUUCCGAGUAUGAAUGGAGAGGUUGGCAGUAUCUUUCAGGAAAAGACAAAAUGUUACAUCAUUUACAUCAGACGAGUGUAACGUGAUUAUUAUUAGUAGCAGCUCGGGAAGAAUGUGCAUCAUUUAAUCAUGUGUUUCAUAUAACACCUGUACGUUUCCUUCUCAACAUUUCUAUUGUCGAUUUUGCUUGACACCACUCUCCACAUGGAGCAAAUUCUUAAUGCUUAACUCUUCAUCUCUUCUUGUAUCCAUACAUUGAAGCUUAUGUGUUUAUUUAACUCGUAUGAUUAGUGUUGAAUAUCAAAGCGAAAUGGGCUCAUCAGGGAAUGUGGAAUCUUUGGGGGAAAAACAAUGGUGGUUAUGUUCAAACAACGCUUACACAUGCUCUGCAUUAAUUAUAGGUACAUUCAAAUAAUUUUAACGAAUUUCCUGGACGAGUUUAAUAAAAUAUGGUAUGAUAUGACAACGAGUGUCAGAUCUUUUUUAUCACAUGCUUUUAAAUGAGUAAAUUACUUCUCCUUAUCUUAAAACCGUCUUCUGUUGUUGUCAGUUGAGAGAAGACAAAACAUGUUUUAUCGAUUCAUUGCUUUUGUAAGUAAGGGGGAUGAAAAUAUCUGACUGUCAUUCUGUUCAUCCGUCCAUCCUCUUGUUUGUUUGUAUGGACACUAUUAUUUACUUAAGCAAUACUGAAUAGAGAAAAUGAAAUCUCAUCAAGUAAAAAAAUCAAGAAUAAAAUUUAAAAAGGAAAAAAAAAUAACCCUCAACCACUAAGACCACUCGGUCAUCUGUGCUCACACAAUAACGGAAAUAUUUUUUUACUCUUUAUAAGCAAUCCUCGUAGUUUCACAAAAUUUAACGACAACAACAGAACUCUCCAAAUUAUUCAAUCGUUUCGCGUUGCAACGCUUUAUAAUUGUCAGGUUUUUAAAUCGUCAAAAUAUGUAUAAAAUGGCUAUUUCAGAGCAUGGUAAAUGUUCAGUAUUACUGCUUCCUGACAAAUAUUAUAACUAAAACGAAUAUUUGCGAAUCUGAAACAACUUUUUUUUAUUUUGUCAAUUUACCAAAACGUUGAAAGGCCCCUUUAAUAGAAAAGAAAGUUAAUAAAUCCCAGUGGCUCAAUAGACUUGAUAUUACCAAUCUGUUUUUAAACUGACUAAAAAAAUGUUGAUCCAAUACAUUGCAUUUAGUGUAUGCAAAUAUUAUUGUGAUUUAUUUUCUUUACGGUUUUAAUAAAACGUCUUAAUGUUAAUUGCUACAAUUUGGAAUUGGUGUGUUGUUACCACUUUCGAUCGAAAUAAACAACCUAUUUUGAACCACCCAAGUAUGUAAUAUUAUGUUGUAUGUUAGAGGAUAUUGGUCUAUAUGCAAGCAACACUUACGUAAUGAGACUCGAGCUUAGAGUGUAGAAAUAGAAAUAUGUUUGCAAUUGAAAGGAUAAAUAAAACAAAACCCGGCAUCAAAAGCUAUGAGUUGAUUACAGUUAGAUUUGAAUUAACUAAUGUAAUAUUAAAAUUAAUCCAGUCAAAGACGUUGGGCUGUCACAUGAUUUAUGUAUUAUUUUAAGAAGCUGAAGUCGAGGUAUAUUGUUUAAAUGAGCCUUAUUCUGAGAAAACUGGACUUCAAGUUACGGCGAAGAGUGUCAUC